Erinaceus europaeus (western European hedgehog) is the source of this 1318-nucleotide messenger RNA. It is a transcript of the gene MED7, whose product is annotated as mediator complex subunit 7. NCBI's taxonomy places the organism in Eukaryota, Metazoa, Chordata, Mammalia, Eulipotyphla, Erinaceidae. Gene Ontology annotation, biological process: regulation of transcription by RNA polymerase II. The transcript has 3 exons. Gene Ontology annotation, molecular function: transcription coregulator activity. The coding region runs from base 255 to 956 and encodes 233 amino acids. The record is from RefSeq and is a predicted model, not a curated record. Gene Ontology annotation, cellular component: mediator complex.
GGAGAACGGAAGUCAGGUUUGGGCUGCGGUGGCCUUGGCGGUGGCGGAGGCGGAGGCAGCAGACGGUGUAAACCGAGAGCUGAGAGUUACAAAUUUACAAGUCUUCUAAUAGAAAAGGUGAUUGUGCAGCCUGGAAGAUGAUAUAAUGGUUAGAGUGCUAGACUUGCAAGUAUGAGGUCCUGAGCUUGAUCACUGGUACCAGAUGUGCCAGCGUGAUGCUCUACUUUUCUCACAUUGGUUUUUGAUCUUCCACAAUGGGUGAGCCACAGCAAGUGAGUGCUCUUCCUCCACCUCCAAUGCAGUACAUCAAGGAGUAUACAGAUGAGAAUAUUCAGGAAGGCCUCGCUCCCAAACCUCCACCUCCAAUAAAAGAUAAUUAUAUGAUGUUUGGCAACCAGUUCCAAUGCGAUGACCUCAUCAUUCGGCCUUUAGAAAGUCAGGGCAUUGAAAGGCUUCACCCUAUGCAAUUUGAUCACAAGAAGGAAUUGAGAAAACUCAAUAUGUCUAUCCUUAUCAAUUUCUUGGACCUCUUAGAUAUCUUGAUAAGGAGUCCUGGGAGUAUAAAGCGCGAAGAGAAGUUAGAGGAUCUGAAGCUGCUUUUUGUACAUGUGCAUCAUCUCAUAAAUGAAUAUCGGCCCCACCAAGCAAGAGAGACCUUGAGAGUCAUGAUGGAGGUACAGAAACGGCAACGCCUGGAAACAGCUGAGAGGUUUCAGAAGCACCUAGAACGAGUCAUUGAAAUGAUUCAGAAUUGUUUGGCAUCUUUGCCUGAUGACUUGUCCCAUUCUGAAUCAGGGGUGAGAGUGAAAACUGAGCCAAUGGACACUGAUGAGAGCAACAGUUUUACUGGACAGAAUGAACAACAGAGAGAAAAUGCAAGCCAGAGAAGAGACCAAAUUAUAGAGAAAGAUGCUGCCUUGUGUGUCCUGAUUGACGAAAUGAAUGAAAGACCGUGAAGGAUAUUUUUCCUUCAGUCUUUUUCCUCUCAGUAAAUAGCAUCAUAUACUAGUUAAUUUGCACUUGAACAGUUUUAAAAGAGAUGUAGCUUUAAGUGACUCAGUUCUUGAACUUUAUGGGUUGUGAGAUGCUAUAUAGAUAGCAAUGUUACAUUAUGGCAAGUGUAGGCAAAUUGAAUAUGCCUACAUUAAGAGUGAACCUUUAAAAAGCAAAGUAUGUGCUGCUGUUGUGUGGAAUGUUUCUGUUUUUGAAGUUGCAAAUAAACAUUGACAAUAUUCUUAGUAAUAACAAACUUUCAUCUUUUGAAAAGUAGAUUUGUCAUUUGCUUAAAGAAUGAUAAAUAAAGAGUAUUGAGUUAUAA